UAAGGAAAACGCGUGAGAUUUGUUUUAUUUCUCCCUCCUCUCACCGAACUGUAGGGAGGAGGGAGGGUGAGGCAGAGACAGUCUGAGAUCUUCGGCUCAGGUACCUGUUAGAGCGCAGGAUGGUCGAGUGAUCAGAUUAAAGGUGUCAGGGUUUGUUAAUCUGGGAGGGAGGAACAGGCAGCGCCGCUUGCGCACGUUUCUCCAUUCAUCUGCGGCGACGGGAAAGCAAAGCAGAUUGGAUACUGACGCACAUCGGGGAAUUUCCCCCUCUUUUUUCUCUCUCUCUCUCUCCCCUUUGCAAUGGAUACCUGCAGGGUAAGAACCUGGAUGUUCCUGCUCCUGUUGUGGCAGGAGGGCUGCUUGGCAUCCCAGUUCCCAACACAGCUCAUGAUUAAGGAAUGGGUUGAUCAAAUGCAGAAGGAGCUCGUCACCUUGGCAGACACAGCCACGGCUGGGAAGAGCCUCACUCAGAUUUUUCUGAGAAACAAGCAUCUCUAUUCUGUAGAGCAAAAUGACGCAGAAGAGCUGGUGGCCAGAGCAGCCAGGAACAUAGAACAGCUGUUGCGGAAGAGGUCUGCUGCCUUGGAGUUUAACACCAGGGUGAAGAAUACAGCCUGUUUUGACCAUCUGGUUCAGGCCAAUGUGAGGAAUAAAAAGCUGCUGAAAGAUGCUGUGCAGAACAUCACAGCCAAAGGAAUUACAAAUUACACAAAAGGCUUCGAGUUUGCUUUUGAGCAGCUCUAUACGACUAAUGUGAGCAGCGCAAACUGCAACAAGAUCAUCAUGCUGUUCACUGACGGAGGAGAAGAACGAGCUCAGUCCAUUCUGCAAAAAUAUAAUUCAGACAAAAAGGUCAGAAUCUUCACCUUCUCAGUUGGACAACACAACUAUGAUAAAGGACCAAUCCAGUGGAUGGCCUGCUCCAACAAAGGUUACUUCUAUGAGAUCCCUUCCAUCGGAGCCAUCAGAAUAAACACACAGGAAUACCUAGAUGUCCUGGGAAGGCCCAUGGUUCUUGCAGACAAACAGGCCAAACACGUCCAGUGGACUAAUGUAUAUCUUGAUGCCCUGGAACUAGGUCUGGUUAUUACAGGAACACUGCCUGUUUUCAACAGAACAAAAACCAUCGAUGACAAGAAUGAAGAGCAUCAGAAUCAGUUGAUUUUGGGUGUAAUGGGGAUUGACGUAUCUCUUGAUGACAUCAAGAAACUCACACCGCGCUUCACAAUUGGUCCCAAUGGAUACUACUUUGCUAUUGAUCCCAACGGAUAUGUUCUGCUGCAUCCCAAUCUCCAGCCUAAGAAAAGGAUUCGUAACAGGAAACUAAGGCUCAAUAAUAAGUACACUGUCACAUUUCAUGAGGAGCCUGUGACCCUGGACUUCCUUGACGCUGAGCUGGAAAAUGACAUAAAAGUGGAGAUUAGAAGAAUGAUGAUUGAUGGGGAGAUAGGAGAAAGCACUAUUGAUACUUUGGUGAAAACUCAAGAUGAGAGAUAUAUAGACAGAGGUGUCAGAACCUACACAUGGGCUCCAGUCAAUGGAACAGAUUACAGCCUGGCCCUUGUUUUACCUAAAUACAGUGAAAACUUCAUUCAAGCUAAACUUGGGGACACUAUAAAACAAGCUAUCUCUUCACCUUGGGGGACAGAAGCCAUGGAGACUUUGCAGCUGGAGAGGUUUGAUGAGUUUGGUUACACCUACAUUGCCCCAAGGGAAUACUGCAAAGAGUUGAAGCUGUCACUCAACAACACCCAGUUUCUCCUCGACUUCAACCAGUACAUUGAUAGAAAUACUACAGAUGCAUGCAAUGAGUCCCUAGUGAAACGACUGAUCCUGGAUGCAGGUCUGACAGCUGAACUGGUUAAAGUUUGGAAAGAACAGGCAGUAGAUGGAAUAGUAGCGAGAUUUGUCGCAACAGAUGGAGGAAUCACAAGAGUUUAUCCAAGAAGUGCUGGAGAAGAAUGGACAGAGAAUCCUGAGACAUAUGAGUCCAGCUUCUACAAGAGGACCUUGGAUAAUGAGAUAUAUAUUUUCACAGCUCCGUAUUUUAACACAGAGGUCAGGGAGCCUGUGUCUGAAUCUGGUAUACUGGUGAGCAAAGCAAUAGACCUCUUCCUCGAUGAAGUCAUGCUCAAACCAGCAGUGGUGGGAGUCAAACUCAAUGUCUCAUUCUGGAUGAGCAGUUUUAUCAAUGCAACAUUGAAACUUAAUUGCAAGGAUGAGAUUUGUGGCUGUCUCAGGAAUGACAAGCAUGUGGAUUGUGUAAUUUUAGAUGAUGGAGGAUUUCUUCUCAUGUCAAAUCAAGAAGAGUAUAUCUCUCUGAUAGGUCAGUUCUUCGGUGAGGUGGAUCCAGUGCUGAUGAUAAACUUAGUCAACACAUCCCUGUACUCUUUCAACAAGACAUAUGACUAUCAGUCCGUGUGUGACCCAGAAAAAGACAAUAAGGCAGCAGCAGGACCCCGCUCCAUAUAUGUGCCUACUAUUGCAGACUUGCUCAGUAUUGGCUGGUGGGCCUCUAGUGCUGCUUGGUCAAUACUUCGUCAGCUUUUCUUCGGUCUUCUGUUUCCUAACCUUUUAGAAGCAGUGGAGUCAGCUGAUGACGAAAUACCAGAUGCCAUGUUCAAAGAAAGCUGCAUCACUGAGCAGACUCAGUACUUUUUUGACAAUGAUGAAAGAUCAUACUCAGGUGUACUAGACUGUGGAAACUGCUCCAGGAUGUACCGUGCUGAGAAGCUUCCAAACACCAACCUUGUGUUUCUGAUCACUGAUGCCAAGGCGACAUGUUUAUCGUGUGACCCCCGGCCACUGCGACAGGCCGAGCAACCCUCUGAAGGACCAAACCCUUGUGAGCUGGCUGAGAACCCCAGAUACCGUAAAGGGCCUGAUGUGUGCUUUGACAACAAUGAAAAUGAUGAGCCAUUGUGCCCAAUCAGCCGAGGUUCCACACUCAGCACCAUACCUCUGCUCUUCUUUCUGUUUCUGACUGCUUGGAGGAUGAUUCUGAUUGUGGAGGAGGGACCCACCUAAACCCAAGUCGCUGGUCUGUGCUCGGCCUCCAACUGGUGUUCUGGCUCACCAAAUUUUUACAACAGUCAUGACCCCUAGACACACUCAGACGUUCACUCAUGCGCAGAUGAUCAUCAUAUUUCAUGGGAGGCCAGAAGACAUUCCUCUUGCACCAUACAGGAUGUAUGCAGAAACAUGUGCAACAUAAAAAAAAACUGUCUCAGCGUUUCCAUUUUCCAAUGCCAAAGGGUGCUCAUCCAUUUCCUCCUCAUCAUUUUUAAAAGAGGAAACAUCCUGUAUUUACUGAGAUCAGCUGAAACCAUUUACAUCAUCUACAACGUAAUCCUCUCUAUGGUGCAAAUGUAAGAGCUAACCAAACCCUUUAAUUCUGCCUCAUUAGUUGUUGUUUUUUCAUUUAUGAAGAUGGAAAUUUAUUCCACUAUGCCAACUGGAAACCACUCAAAUACUAUUUUUAUGUUUACUGACAGCAUAGAUUUGUGAAGUUGUCAUCAUUGUUCGUUUCUUACAAUACUUCACACAUAAUGGGGCAAUAUGGUGUAAAGAUUUUGU
Molecule: messenger RNA, 3576 nt
Organism: Fundulus heteroclitus (mummichog)
Lineage: Eukaryota; Metazoa; Chordata; Actinopteri; Cyprinodontiformes; Fundulidae
Product: voltage-dependent calcium channel subunit alpha-2/delta-1
Cellular component (GO): L-type voltage-gated calcium channel complex
Molecular function (GO): voltage-gated calcium channel activity
Source: RefSeq, a predicted model, not a curated record